This is a messenger RNA of Mizuhopecten yessoensis (Yesso scallop), 2675 nucleotides long. RefSeq names its product A-kinase anchor protein 10, mitochondrial-like. Bases 618 to 1850 code for a protein of 410 amino acids. Gene Ontology annotation, cellular component: plasma membrane. The transcript is spliced from 10 exons. Gene Ontology annotation, biological process: intracellular protein localization. Lineage: Eukaryota; Metazoa; Mollusca; Bivalvia; Pectinida; Pectinidae. The record is from RefSeq and is a predicted model, not a curated record.
AACGACAAAGAUGCCCUAGGCUUAUUAAUCAAAUACAUGGAUGCAAUAAAAUCGGCCCAACAUAUACGAUUCUGGUUGGAUUCCAGGCAUCAACAUGGAGUAGGCUACGGACUCAUUCGUUAAAUUCUGCAAAGAAGAGUUUGUCCGCAGGCAAAUCUGUGGACGAGAUUAAGGUAGUGUCACCAACUGUAGCAGGGGAGAUAACUUCUGAUGAACAGGUCUGUAGUGAUAUUUGUACAACUAGUGAAAACAUUAAUUUCCACCAAGAUAAUGUGUCGCAACUCUCUAGUAGAUGUUCUAGUCAAAUAGGGGUGAACGAUGAAUGCAGAAAUCGUCGUUUAUCAUCAGGCUUGGAGUCUGUAAAUACAGAGUCUAGUCACAAAAGACAUGGGUCAGACAGUGAGUUGUCUUGUCCCCAACAAAUAGAAACAGAAGGACAGGUGUCUAGUCCCCAUUUAACGCAAAAAGAUGGACAAGUGCCUCAAUCCGAACUGUCAACUGGACACGACAAUUUACCCAGGCUUGGUGCUGUGAUAGGUGAUAGCGAGGGGGCGGAAAGGGGGGAAACAUAUUCCCCGGGGAAGGGGCAGACAGAACCCCCGUGUGAGGCAGAGGAAAUGGACAAACAGGAUAGCUCUACUGUGAUAUCUAGGUCAAGUUCACAAGAAGACGGUGAAAGAAAGAUGAAACGAGGCGUAUCUGUAGAAGAUAUUGCAGAAAAAUUAAAAAGGAGUAUUGAGAGAGAUGCAGUUAAGAUUUUUCAAAAAUAUUUGUCCCAUGAUGCCACAGAUCCUAUUGGUGCUCCAGACAGGCUACGCAAUGAAACCAUACACAAGAUUUGCAGGGAAGACGGCCAAGUUGAUCCACAGUGUUUUUCAUCCUGUCAGGAUUUUGUUUUCAAGAAAAUGGAGAAAGAGUUUUACCAGGACUUCGUAGUGAGCGAAUACUACUACAUGCAUCAGAUCAACCUUCUGACCAGUACACAAGUCCACCUAGCUGACGUGUUGUACAAUGAAGGGGCACUCUUCUACUUUAUGGAGUACCUUGAACAGGAAGGGGGAAGCCAUUUUCUCCAAUUUCUUUUAGCCACAGACAACUUUCAGCAGCAUCUCAUGUCUUGUGGUGGUCAGUAUGAUGGGAUGGAGGCUCAACGGGAUGCAAUGGUGCUAUACGACAAAUAUUUUUCUUUGCAAGCUACAGAUCCACUUGGUUUUGAUGAUAAAAAAAGGUUUGAGAUAGAAGAAAAUAUAUGUCGGGAAGAAGGUCCACUUCCGGAGUGUUUUGCCAAACCACGAGAUAUCGUCCUUAAAACUAUAGAGAAGGCAUACUUUAAGGCUUACUUACAGAGUGAUGUAUAUUACAAGUAUCUAUCUGAGCUGGUUAGCACAGUGGAAACAGCCAACUACCCACCUCGACAACGUAAACGCACCGCUAGUGAUGCCUCCUCAGAACACAGCAGUCACAGUGCUGGAAGUGAAAGUCGAUCGUCCAAAAACACCUACCUGGCCACAGACACGAGUCAUCUACGUCACAGCAUGAACAAGCUCGACACUGCCAUGAACCUUGAUCCUGGGCUCCUGAACCCUGACCUUUUAUGGAAAAGACACAGUCCAAAAAUGAGCUUGGGAAAGGUGGACACCCUUGGGGAGUUCGUGUCAGAGUUUGACCCCAACCCAGACCAAGAGAAAGUCAAAGCAUCUGGACUCUUUAAGAGAAAGAAAGCAAAAGAAAAGGAACAAGAAGAUAUGGCAUUAAAGAUAGCCCAGAUGAUUAUAAAUGAUGUGACCUCAGUCACACAGACAAUUGGUGCGCUAAAAAACCCACAGCAAGAUCGGGAUGACGGAAGCUAGCGAUGUGUCGUGACUGCACGCCAAUGUAUGCGGGAGACCUAUUCUGUGUUUUAAAAAGCUUGUAAUCUGUGGUUAAUUGAUCUUCAAUCAUACAACAGUGGCAGAAACUGGUGUAGACUUUAAACAAAAAUUUGAAUUGGUCAAUCUUUAAAGUUUAAAAUAUGUAAAUGUAUUUCAUACCUGUGUGAUGUUUUCUGGCCCGGUUUUCUGGAACUCUGCAUUGCUCGAACAUGUUCGAUUACUUGGUAACACACAUACAGUAUGUAUCACAACAUAUCAUAAUACAUGAAUGGGACUCAUUGGUUUUAUUAACUAAUGCGGAUAGUUCUCUUUAUGAGCAGAUGUAUACGUACACUUGUCUACAAAGCACACUCGUGGUGUAUCCAUUUGCACCACAUACUUGCAUUACUUGCAUUAUUGGAUACAAAGUUAUGUUCCAGUAUUUAGAUCUUAAACCUUUCACUCUUAGGUAACUAUAUAUAGUAGACUCUACCAUGCAUUUAUGGGGAUGAGUCCAUUAUGGUCUACAGUGGUGAAAGGGUUAACAAUCACAUUCAUGUUAUGCAGUACCAAUAUAUAAAGGAUCUCAAAGAUGUUCAAAAUUCAGCAAACACGAGUCAAAGUCUUGAUGUUUCAAAGUUUUCCUGAUUGUCCCACAAUUAGUUCAAAAUAUUUUAAGUUUGACUGUUUCGCCGACACUGUAAGAGAUAUAACAACAACCUAACCCUCGAUGAAAGUCAAUAUUUAUACAAAGUGGGUGAUUUACAGCAUAUAUGUGGUAUAUGUAGGUUCUAACUUGUGACAGAUAUUUCAUGUCGUAUGUUG